This is a messenger RNA of Oncorhynchus tshawytscha (Chinook salmon), 1296 nucleotides long. RefSeq names its product bcl-2-related ovarian killer protein homolog A-like. Bases 1 to 651 code for a protein of 216 amino acids. Gene Ontology annotation, molecular function: protein heterodimerization activity; protein homodimerization activity. The record is from RefSeq and is a predicted model, not a curated record. NCBI's taxonomy places the organism in Eukaryota, Metazoa, Chordata, Actinopteri, Salmoniformes, Salmonidae. Gene Ontology annotation, biological process: regulation of apoptotic process; extrinsic apoptotic signaling pathway in absence of ligand; intrinsic apoptotic signaling pathway in response to DNA damage. The transcript is spliced from 2 exons. Gene Ontology annotation, cellular component: mitochondrial outer membrane.
AUGGCUGAGCUCCAACCCAACUUCACUGGACCAAUCACUACAGGACUGGAAUCGAAAGUCUCUUCUAAAGCCCUCAGUCCCAAGGAGUUGGUGUCACAGGCGAAGGCUCUAUACAGGGACUACAUCCAUUCCAGGCUGAACCGAACCGGGAUAGGGUUGUCCAAACCUAAGCAUCAGCUGUCAGCAUCUGGUGGGAUGCUUGGACAGGUAUCCUCUGUCCUCAUGUGGUUAGUUGAUGAGUUGGAGUACCUGCGGCCCAACAUCUACCCUAACGUAGCUCGUCAGCUGAACAUAACCGUUGAGUCUGAGAGCGUGCUUUCUGAUGCCUUCCUGGCUGUGGCUGCAGAGAUCUUCUCCACUGGUAUAACGUGGGGGAAGGUGGUAUCCCUGUAUGCGGUAGCCGGUGCCCUGGCGGUGGACUGCGUGAGGCAUGGUCACCCAGCAAUGGUCCACACCAUCGUAGACUGCAUGGGGAAGUUUCUCUGCAAGAGCUUGGUCUCCUGGUUGAAGAGGAGAGGAGGAUGGGCUGAUAUCACAAAGUGCGUGGUGAACACAGACCCCAGCUUCCGCUCCCAUUGGUUGAUGUCUGCUGCCUGCGCCUGUGGACAUUACCUGAAGGCCAUGGUGUUUUACCUUCUCCAGGACAAGUGACAACGGAGGAGGAAGGUCACAGGCACACGAUGAGCAGUCUGCCCUAUAUGAACACAGCCACCCCUAUCCAUCAGUGGGGUACAGGACAAACAAGCCUGGUCCCAGAUCAUUUUGUGCUCUUGACAACUCCAGUGAUGUCAUUGUCAAGCCAAACAUGUUUGUCAUGACAAUGAGUGACAAGGAGUUGCACAAACAGACUGGUACUCCCUCCCUUUCCUCUCGCCCUCUCCCUCUGUCCCUCUGUCUGCGCUGCAGCCAUCACCGCUCUAGCGUCUAGAUAUGUUGUUGUUUACACCUGCAGAAGUUUGCUCCAACACUGCCACAGGUGAGCACCUUGGGACUUCACAAACGCACUGGAGCAUCAAUGUGAAUUAGCCUUGUCCGCUUCGAACAAACUUUAGGGUAUUUAUUAUUUAGCUUGACAGCAAUAUUUUGACGUGCAGUACAGAUCCUCCAGCUGGAUUGUGAGGUAGUAGUCUAGUCAUAUAGAUCUAUAGAAUAGAAUGCCACCAAUCAACCAUUGACUUGAAUGUGAAUGUCCUUUCCACUCAUUCUAUUUCUGUAUUUGUUUUUCUUCAGUUACAUCCGAGAGUCACAUUCCUUGCUUUAAAAUAAAAAAAUAAAAAAAUGUAUUUAACUAGUCAA